This is a messenger RNA of Arachis duranensis, 623 nucleotides long. RefSeq lists its product as uncharacterized. The coding region runs from base 64 to 531 and encodes 155 amino acids. Lineage: Eukaryota; Viridiplantae; Streptophyta; Magnoliopsida; Fabales; Fabaceae. The record is from RefSeq and is a predicted model, not a curated record. The transcript has 2 exons.
UUAUUAAAAGAAGAGUAGAGUCAUGUCUCAAGGUUAAGUUGGUGGUUACGAAACUAUUCAGUAAUGGAGAAGUUAAAGGAUGAACAAAUGGAGCAUCAUCAAUCUUUUGAGGCCAAGGAUCCUUUAACUGAGUCCAUUUAUAGCCUUCAGAUUGCAAAGGAAGCACUUGAACAAGAAGUGAAAAAAUUUGGUGACAUUUGCAACCAACCUCUGUUAUCUGCUUCAACUUCCUUGGAACUCAAGGCAUUGAGCAAAUCGGAAGAUUCUAAGGAUGAGUACCUCGCCGAUGCGAAUUCAGUCUCUGUCAAGACACUGGAGAAGCAAGGAUCACUAUCUAGAAUUCAAGUGCAAGUUCCUAACAGAAUUGAAGAUUUUGGUGACAUCAUAGCAGUUGUGGAAACUUGUAUGAUUGAGAGAAGUGUGUAUAAGCUCACAUUUUUAUUUUCAUUACAGUUCAUAUUAUUGAUCUUGGUUUUUUUACUUUUCGACUCGCGGUUAUCAAUUGAUUCUGCUGUCGUUGCUCCGACAUGAAUCAGAGAAGUUACCUUCACUGUGUGCAUUCUCAGAAGAUUCUAUGUUUGAAUCUUAAAUUUCAGUCUCAUUAUGUAUGCUAAUCUCAUUUU